Messenger RNA from Nicrophorus vespilloides, 926 nucleotides. RefSeq names its product transcription elongation factor 1 homolog. Gene Ontology annotation, biological process: transcription elongation by RNA polymerase II. Gene Ontology annotation, cellular component: transcription elongation factor complex. The record is from RefSeq and is a predicted model, not a curated record. Gene Ontology annotation, molecular function: RNA polymerase II complex binding. The transcript is spliced from 2 exons. Bases 635 to 883 code for a protein of 82 amino acids. Lineage: Eukaryota; Metazoa; Arthropoda; Insecta; Coleoptera; Silphidae.
UUUUGUGAAAUUUUUGACCUUCUAGUUCGGACAUUGAACAUAAGGAGCGCUCUUCUUCGAUGCGCCCCACCAGCAAAAUCACCCCAAGCAACUGGUCUUUAGUUCAGGUAGUUAGUAGAAGUUGGUAAUCGCAAGAAUAAUCAUCUGCGGAACGAAAUUGCAUGUUCGUCAAUGCAAUAACACAGACGCAAGGUCACAUUGACAAAUCGAGAGCGAACUGUACGAUUUGUAUCCAAGCAGAAUUUAUUCUGACCAGGUGAAAGCUGCAAGAAUCAUUUUACCAUUCGCGUUCGACCGUUAAAAUCAAAAUGGCGACAGAACUGUAAGAUCGGUGCGUGUCUGUGAAUAAGUGUUGUUAUUGUUGUUGUUUUUUUUUAAACAAUAAGGUGAAUUGUAGAAUAACAGUGUGUUUUCGAAUUAACGUUUAAGCUGCAAAUUGUAAUUGAAACAAAUAAAAAGUAAUGCUUGCGCUCUGAAUAUUUAAUUACGUUUUAAUUAUUAAUCCUAGAAUAUUAAAAAAAAGUGUAUAUCAACGUACACUUGAGAAGUGCAAAGGAAACUUAAUACUGCAGUAUUAUUUUAUCGAGCUCGAAAGAACAGUCUUUGUUAUUAUUUUGGAAGACUUUGAUAAAAUAUGGGUCGGAGAAAAUCUAAAAGACAAGCACCGACAAGGAAGAAGGCCAUCGAACCGCUCGAUCAGCAGUUCAACUGUCCGUUCUGCAAUCACGAGCAGUCUUGUGAAGUGAAAAUGGACAAGGGAAGAAAUACGGCCAGGAUAUCGUGCAGAGUUUGCAUGGAGGAUUACCAAACGACUAUAAACAUGCUCUCUGACCCUAUCGACGUUUAUAAUGAUUGGAUAGAUGCCUGUGAAACGGCUAAUUGAUUUUGUGAUAUUAUGUAAAAUAAAUAUUGAAAUUUUAACUUUA